AUUUGUGGUGUGCAACUUUCACAUUGAAAGAUAAUGGGAAUCUCAGUUGAGGCAUGGAGGCUGAGAAUAGGUUGUUUUACACACUCUUCCUCGGCCAGCAGUGAAGAUGACCCUCACAGAAACAGCCACCGGAAACGAAAGUGUAGAACAUCAAAUCAUGAUUGUGUAGCCAAGGUCUUGCCUGUUGAACAAAAUGAGGAGUUGCCCAGUGCCCUGGGGACUAAAAGAUUGAAACCAGCCUCUCCUAGAAAAUCCUUUGCACAGCAGUUAUGCACUUAUAUUCCAAAUCUCAGAGGGCACCUGUCAGCCGGCCUGAGACUGCUGUUGUUAAUAGGACUACUGUUGCUGGUGGCAGGAGAUGUGGAGGCCAACCCAGGACCCAGUACAACACCUGGUUCUGAACAGAACAAUGGGAAAGAUCCUGCCAAAGAAGAACUGCAAGCUCAGCCCAUAUCCCCAGAACAACCACAAGCUCAUGAUGAAGAAAUUGCCAAAUAUGAGGAGGAGGUUAUGGUGUAUUUGGAGCGUGGCAAAGAACCAUUUAAAAGAGGGGAAUUUGAUGUUGCUGCAGAGCAUCUAAGCAGAGCACUGGAAUAUGUGGAGAAAUUCCACCUGCAGAAAGGCAUUUGUAUCACCCCCCAUCAGCUGCUGGUUGAUGUUUAUUUCAAUCGCUGUUUUUGUUAUCAGAUGAUGGGUGAGGGCCAUUAUCUAAUGGCAUUGAAAGACCUGCACAAAGCCAUUGUGUACUGCAGUGAAAUUACUAUGAUAAUUGAUGAAUUCCGUGUUCGAGGGGAUAUACUAUUAAGCAUGAUCAGCAGACAGAUUAGGGUUGACAAUGACAGAAAUCAGGUGGAGGAAGCAAAAAGAGUUAUCGAUGUCAUGAAAAAAGAUGGCAUCAUUGGGUUCAACAAACAAGAAUACAUGAAAGCCUUAGCAAUAUUUGGUAAUACAUGCAAACUGGCUAACCUCUUGCGUAACUGGAGAGAUAAAGUGCUGCAGAUCUGUAUGUGUCUUUUAUUGAACACAAACUGAUGGAACACUCCAAACAAGCAAGCAAACGUGACCAUCCUCUGAGAAUAUAUGGAAUAGAGAAAGAGAAGGGUUACAAGGAUGUCAAGUACUCAGUUUGUACCAGGCCAUCGCAAAAACAGCUUGAUAGACAUAGGAUUAUAAUAACAACACUGUCUGCAUCCAUGCUGUUAAAGUUUGGACCUUCAAAGGCACCGGUUUUUACCCACAUUUUCAUCGAUGAAGCAGGACAAGCAUUAGAGCCUGAAUUGGUUAUGCCUCUUUCACUUGCUGAUCCCAAAACUGUUGUUGUAUUAGCUGGAGACAAUAGACAACUACUUCCAAAAAUAUACAGCAGAGUUGCAAAGGACCAGCAUUUUGAAAUGUCCCUGCUACAACGUCUCUUUCACCUCAACCUAAAGCAAAUGAAAGAAAAAGCUCCAGAAGCAGCAGCAACUGCAAAGAGUGGCAACCAACAUGUGUUUCAUCUCACAAUUAAUUAUCGAAGUACACCAGAAAUUUCGCAAUUUCUUGGGCAGACAUUUUAUCAAGGUCAUCUUCAUUGUGCUGCAGAAAUUGGAUCAGAUAAAGGUGUUCCUCCUCUCUCAUUUUGGGUGACAAGAGGUGAGGAGAAAAGGUCUGGAGCGUCCUACUACAACAUACCUGAGGCCAAAGAAGUGAUGAUGCGAGUCCAGUACCUUAUUGAGAAUGGUAAAAUUAAACCAUCCAACAUGGCUGUUGUAACUCCCUAUGAAGGGCAGAUGCUAGUUAUGUCAGAAAUGCUGGAAGAGAAAGGACUAGGUGCUGUCAAGACAGAAAUCAUUGAAAACAUUCAGGGUCUUGAGUUUGAUGCAAUAAUUCUGAGUACAGUACGAACUUGUAGUGGUGAAACUUCUAGUGGUGCUUUGGGAUUUUUGGAGAACAGUCGUCUUCUCAAUACUGCCAUGGGAAGAGCAAGGAGGCACAUUUUGGUGGUUGGGGAUCCUUUCACUCUUUGUAGCAUUGGAUCAUGUCGUACUAUAUGGAAACACUACAUUGAUGAAUGUAGGGUAAAAAGUUCAUUGUAUCCAGAUAUUGGGUGUGAGAUUGUUGAAGAGAUUCUUGGUAAAGAUUACCAACGUCUGGGAGGCACAGAAAAUGGAAAGGAAACUGUAGAACAUCAUGAAACAGCCAAAAGCAUCUGCACAGAUACGACUGCUAGAGAUUCUGGUUACAGUUCAGUGACUGGUUCUGGCGAUUCAGAAUGUACCUCUGAAAUAGACUCAGACAAAGAUGACGAAUUAAGUGAUGAAGAAAUCUUCAAAAAUUUAGAAAAGCAAUGGAAAGAUGAUGAACAGUUUGUUUCCAGUAAAGAAAUAUCUUAUAUCCAAGAUGAAAUCCAUUUUGAGAGAGAUGGAUAUCUUGAAGAUGAACAUAGCACCAAUACCCUACAUGAUAUGAAAUUGGAUUCAUGGUUGUAUCAGACACAUAGAUAUGCCAGGGGUGCAGAUGAUGAAGAAAUGAAUGAGGGUGAGGCAGAAGAUGAGGAUGAUGUCAGGGAUCUCAAUGAACAUUUCUAUGAUUUCUUUGUCAAAGGCAUAGACCAAAAAGAAAACUAUUAUGAACAUCUUUCAAAGAUUGAAUUGAUGGAUAUGUUGAAAAGGGAGCCGAGCAAGUUUAAGAUCUGUACUCUUUACAUAGAGAGUGCACAGAAAGGGUUUGCAGUGCCCAUUGAAAGAAAUGAACCAGUUCCCAGGAUAAAUCUCUAUGGUAGAAGCAACUGUGGGAUGGCUUUUGAUAAAACUGAGGUUGUUGUAAGGCUCAAUAAUCCCCCAACAUCUGACAAAAUCAACUUGGACACCGAUUUCCAUGGAAAAGUAAUAGGGACAUGGAGUCAGGUAAAAGUCAGAAAGUUUACAAAGUUUGUAUGUACAGUUGAUGAAUUCAGAAUAGAUCUUAUGAAACCUUUAAACAAGACAGUACCUAAAAUACAUGUGAUGAACCCUACAGGGACUGACAACAGAAUUGCAGUUUAUUCAUCAGACAAAGAUGGGAGACUAAAUGUCAAGAGAUGGGAACCAGUAGACCUCCGACUGAGAGACAGCAAGGUUUUUGUGGUCAGGUGUUUGAAGUGGUCUGUCUUCCAGUAUCCACUUGGAUAUGUUGUAAAAGUUUUACCUGCUGGCACUGACUUCACAAAUGCCCAGGAGAUAUUGAAAAUCCAAUACCAGUUGUCUCAGAAAUUCCCAGUAGAUGUUGAAAAAAAGAAGCGAGCCCUCAUGAGAGGUCUCUCAAAGAGAUCUCAAAAAGUUCCAGAAGAUGAAGAACCCAAAACAUCCCAUCUUCCAGAUGACUUUUUCACAAAUAGAGAGGAUUGUAGGCAGCUCCACUGUUUUACAAUUGACCCAAAGGACUCCGAGGACUUAGACGAUGCACUAUCAGUGGACUUUUGUGAAGAUGAUACUGUGAGAGUUGGAGUUCACAUAGCUGAUGUGUCGGCAUUUGUUGAACCAGGGGAUCCCAUAGAUCAAGAGGCAGCUUUACGAUCUAGAACCUUUUAUCCUGCAGAAAUGCCAGAUUCAGACGAAAGAAGCCACCCUGAGAAACCAUACCAUAUGCUACCUACUGAACUUAGCACCAACUUCUGUAGUCUCUUAGAGGGGAAGGACAGAGUUGCAAUAUCAGUAUUUUUCAAAUUUGAUAAAAAUGGGAACAUCACCAUUGGCAGCAAUAUUGAUGACCUACCUGGUACGCCAAAAAUUAAAAGGACAGUCAUACGAUCAAAAAGGCAGUUGUCAUACAAAGAUUCAGAGGACAUUCUCAGGGACUCUGAAAAAGAGAUGGGCAGUUAUCUGACAGACAGUUUAAUCUUUCUGCACAAAGCAGCAGAACAUUUACGCCACAAUCGUCUCAAAGAAGCUGCAAAAUUUGUGCAUGCUGAUGGCAAGGAGUCACCUAUGUCAGAGCGAAUCAUUGGAGAAUUCAUGAUUUUGACAAAUGCAACAAUAGCAAAAAUUCUGACUAAAACAUUUAGAUAUGUACCUUUACGAGUGCACUUUGCACCAGAUAAAGAAACUCUAGCUGAUUGGCAAAACCAGUAUGGUGCCAUAGCAGAACUAACAUCUUAUCUGAGUCAUUAUGUGAAGGAACCGCAAACUUCGCCAGAGUUCAUUACAGUCAGACAACAAACUUGGCAGAAGAUGAUCAGUCUUGCGGAGAGCACAGAAGGGCUGUCAGAGCUGAAGAAUUGUCUUGCAUCUGAGGAGGACUACCCAAUGCAGUUCUGUGCCAUGGCAGCUUGGUUUGAUGUGCAACGACCAGCACGCUAUGUCAUCUCAGACCCAAAUGAUUCUGAUGCAGACUAUUCUCACUUUGAUUUGAAUGUCCCCAUUUACACCCAGGUCUCCUCACCGAUUCGUAAAUAUAUGGACCUCAUUGUCCAACGUCUGCUCUGUGACAUGUUGGAUGGAAAAACAAAACCAACUGAACCUUCAUACAACAAUUUCGAAAGUAUGCAGCAGAUUUGUUUGUUGUACAACGAGAAUUCACUCAGGGAAAAAAUGUUCAGCAAAGACUGUAAAAUUUUGAAAAUAAGUCUGGAAUUGCAAAAGAAUGGCCAGGCAUUGUACUCACCAGUUGUCACAAAAAUUGAAGAGUCUUCUUUAGCAUUAAAUAAUCCAGCCAUGUCUUACCUUCCAAGAAAGUAUUCCACUAUAAGUUAUAGAACCCUGGGUUUAAUGGAUGUCCCAGUUCGUGGACAAUACAAUGAUAUACGCUUCAAAUGGUCCAAGAGACUUUACAACAAAGAAUAUGAGACGGCCAAAUCAACAUUUUUGCCUUCCAAAAUGGAGAGGGAUUUCAAACUGUAUCCAUUUCAAAGUGAGGUUUUAGUGCCAAUUGACUGUUGGAUUAAAUUGCAAAAUACUUCAUUUUGGUUUUCAGAAAAAUUGAAAGGUACGUUGCAUAGCAUACAAGAGUACAAUUAUAGAAAACAAGCAACAUAUCCUAGUUAUGUGUCUGGAGACAUGUCUAUACUUGAGCAGACAAGCAAGAAGGGCAGUCACGGCAAACCGCUCAUCCUACCAGAAUGCAAAUUGGCAUUACACUUAACAACAGGAAAUGUGUUGGAAACCCUGAUGUCUUCAUGUGUUGAGAUGGGGAAACUGAGACCUUUUGUGAGUUUACUUGGCAUAACUCCGCACUUCAAAAUCUGCUUGUCACAUAGGGAGGACCCAGUCAAAAUGUUUUCAGAUCCUCUGGCUGCACGUCCAUUGAUGGACAAAUAUGUAGGAAUUGAACAUUACCAGAACGUGAUUCUUCCAGUCUUGGCAAUAGAGUCUGCAGCCUGUGCUGUGGCCAAUGAUGACGCUGUGACUAUCCAAAAUGUAACCAUCGUAUGGGAGGAAAAGGAAACUGAAAACAAAACUGUAUACUAUGGAAGAUUUACCCUUGGGGAUUUAUUUUGUGAAGAGCCUAAUAUUGAGUUCUUCCAUGAGGAAACUGAUUCCAACUUGGAAGAAGAUAACGAAGUGAUUGUGGACUGUGGACAGUAUGGUGAUUAUAUCUGUGUAAUCUACACCAGGAUGAACAAAUCUGAGGAGACAAAACACUCUUCUUUCCCAUGUACCAGUAUUGCCAAAUGCGACCCUAUUUGGUGUGGCCAUGGUCUAUUGAUCACAGUAGGAAAGAACAAGAGGGUGUUGUUCAGAUUACUUGGUGAGAAUAUUCCAGGUGCCAUUCUUGAGCAAAGUGAUAGUGAAGAUGGAGAUUUCAAGUGCUGCGUGGAAAUAAUCCAGAAGACCCUUCCUAACAGGUACAUGAAAUCAUCCAUCCAUUUUCCACCAUGGCUAGAUAUGUGUAUUCUUUCUUCAUUGUGA
Messenger RNA from Lingula anatina, 5864 nucleotides. RefSeq names its product 3'-5' exoribonuclease HELZ2. The record is from RefSeq and is a predicted model, not a curated record. Gene Ontology annotation, molecular function: RNA nuclease activity; 5'-3' DNA helicase activity; ATP hydrolysis activity. NCBI's taxonomy places the organism in Eukaryota, Metazoa, Brachiopoda, Lingulata, Lingulida, Lingulidae.